CCCGUGACCUCCUGCACCUAGCCUGGUACAGCAGUCAACCCAAGACACCUGGGUCUGUCCCGUGACCUCCUGCACCUAGCCUGGCACAGCAGUCAACCCAAGACACCUGGGUCUGUCCGUGAGCUGUCAGCAGGGAGCCUUCCACACUUCACUUGACAGCCUAAAAGUGCACCUAGCCUGACACAAGCACUGUUGUGAUGUCACCACCACUUAGCGGCGAACGGAGUCUGCUGUGCGCCUGUGGGUGUGCCCUCUUGAGGCUACCUGGGGGAUCUUUGUCUUUGUGCGAGCAGGCGUUUGGGUUCAUGACGCGCGUCGCGAUGCAGGCCGAGAAGAUGAAUCACCACCCAGAGUGGAGCAACAUCUACAAGCAGGUGAGCGUGACCCUCACGUCGCACGACUGUGGUGGGGUCACGGAGCGCGACGUGCGGCUCGCUCGCUUCAUGGACAGAGCGGCCGCCACCACCACUACCACCGCCGCAACCACCGCCGCCACCACCGCCACCACCGCCACCACCGCCACCACCGCCACCACCGCCACCACGGCGACGACGAAGACGACGUGAAGAGGGGGCGGCACACGAGCUCUGUGUGCCCACGAAGACAACGAUCGUGAUGAAGAUGAUGGUGGUGAUGGUGGUGACAGUGACGACGACGAUAAGCAUGAUGCCUGUGAUGUAAGCAUGAUGUUAACAACGGUGAUGAUGAUCACUGCAGUGAUGGUAUGACAGUGACGAUGAUGACGAAGAUGAUAAGGAUGAUGUCUACGAUAUGGAUGAUGUCUACGACGAUGAUGACGACCACCACGAUAUGACAACGAUGAUGACGACCACCACGAUAUGACAACGAUGAAUCGUAUGUUUGACGAUGGCGAUGAUGAGACUGAUGAUGGUGAUGCAAGCGAUGGAACUCCGUGGGUGACCCGUGCUCCGGUGAACACCAGUGACAGCGCGGGGGUGACGGUGGCGUAAUAGUGAUGCCAAUGAUGAUGUCGAAGGUGAGAUGGUAACCAAGAUGAUGACAUCAUGUCAGUGGUUGGUUGAUGGUGACAGCCGUGAUGAUGGUGAUU
Lethenteron reissneri (Far Eastern brook lamprey) is the source of this 1069-nucleotide messenger RNA. RefSeq names its product putative pterin-4-alpha-carbinolamine dehydratase. Gene Ontology annotation, molecular function: 4-alpha-hydroxytetrahydrobiopterin dehydratase activity. Gene Ontology annotation, biological process: tetrahydrobiopterin biosynthetic process. The record is from RefSeq and is a predicted model, not a curated record. NCBI's taxonomy places the organism in Eukaryota, Metazoa, Chordata, Hyperoartia, Petromyzontiformes, Petromyzontidae.